AUGCAACUCACUACCCUGACUGCCUUCCUCGCUGCGGCCACUGUUGCUCUGGCCAACCCAGCACCCACUUGCGGUACUUGCAACCCCGUCUCUGGCCAGAACAGCUGUGACGUUACUACUUCGUGUAUCAACACGGGCUCUGCCUUCCACUGUGCUUGCCGUGCCGGUUACAAGGCCUCCCAGAACAACAACAAUAUUCAUUCUCAGUUCCGUCUCAACAUGCCCAACUACGAGUUCCUAGUCUUCGUUCCCGAGAACACCGUUUGCGAUACUCUGUGCGAUAACCCAUACGCUGCGCCUUCGGAUCUGUGCAAGGAAGUGAAGAAGUGGAACUCGUGCGCUGUCUAA
This is a messenger RNA of Penicillium cataractarum, 348 nucleotides long. Its product is annotated as putative adhesin. Bases 1 to 348 code for a protein of 115 amino acids. The record is from RefSeq and is a predicted model, not a curated record. The transcript has a single exon. NCBI's taxonomy places the organism in Eukaryota, Fungi, Ascomycota, Eurotiomycetes, Eurotiales, Aspergillaceae.